AUGCGGGGUUUAAAGCCGAGACCUCGGCUCUUUUCGGCGCAGAAAUUUGCAGUGGCAGCACCCAAGCUGGGAAGAAGUGGCGUGGGCAUUGUUUCCCGCGGCUUCCCCUCCUCUUGUCGCGCUUUUGCAGAGCUGCUGGAGGACCUGUCCGAGAGCCGGGAGUGUGUCAACUGCGGCUCCAUCCAGACCCCGCUGUGGAGGAGGGACGGCACCGGCAACUACCUGUGCAACGCCUGCGGGCUCUACACCAAAAUGAACGGCCUCAGCCGGCCCCUCAUCAAGCCCCAGAAGAGAGUGCCCUCGUCCCGGCGGCUGGGCUUGUCCUGUGCCAGCUGCCACACCACGACCACCACCCUGUGGCGCAGGAAUGCGGAGGGUGAGCCCGUCUGCAACGCCUGCGGCCUCUACAUGAAGCUCCAUGGGGUUCCCCGACCUCUUGCUAUGAAAAAAGAAGGAAUUCAGACCAGGAAGCGAAAACCUAAGAACAUAAAUAAGUCAAAGGCAUGCUCUGGUAACAGUACUACUGCGGUUCCUAUGACUCCAACAUCCACGUCUUCUACUAACUCAGAUGACUGUAGAAAAACCGCUUCUCCCAGCACACAGACUGCAGCCUCCGGGGCGAGCUCAUCGGUGAUGUCUGGCCCAGGAGAGAGCACCAGUCCCGAAAGCAGCAACCUUAAGUAUUCAGGUCAAGACGGGCUGUACACAGGAGUCAGCCUGACCUCUACGGCUGAAGUGACAGCAUCCGUGAGACAAGAUCCCUGGUGUGCCCUGGCUCUGGCGUGACCUGGCAUGAGGGAAGCUGGAUCCCGGCGCUGCACGGCAUCCCCCAGACGUCCGUGCAUGGUUUCUCCUGCAGAGAGGUCGCGGUGGAAGCGAGAGUGCUGGCAAAGACCAUUCCUCUGAAAUUGUUUCCGUGCCUUGGUGGCAGAGGUGUUUUUCAGCCUCCGAAAGAGGCUCUGCCGAAGCAUCCAGUUCCUCAUCUAUGCAAGAAAAAUAUAGGGAAAGCAAAUGUCCACUGGGGAUAGCUAAUGCAGCCUUACACUCUC
Messenger RNA from Charadrius vociferus (killdeer), 1049 nucleotides. RefSeq names its product GATA binding protein 6 (gene GATA6). The record is from RefSeq and is a predicted model, not a curated record. Lineage: Eukaryota; Metazoa; Chordata; Aves; Charadriiformes; Charadriidae. Bases 1 to 786 code for a protein of 261 amino acids. Gene Ontology annotation, biological process: epithelial cell differentiation; positive regulation of transcription by RNA polymerase II; negative regulation of transcription by RNA polymerase II. Gene Ontology annotation, molecular function: zinc ion binding; DNA-binding transcription factor activity, RNA polymerase II-specific; RNA polymerase II cis-regulatory region sequence-specific DNA binding. The transcript has 6 exons.